CUUUCGGGGCGACUCCAGCCCCGGCGCGCAGCAGCUCCGCGGGGCCGCCGGUGGGGCCGAGCCGCGGGCUCCCACCAGGGCAAGAGGCCCCUCUUUGAGGUGUAGCCCAUCCCCUGCCACCCUCCCCGGGGGGUGCCCGCAGCCCCCAGCCCUCGGUGGCCCCACUGUCGGCGUGACGUCCUUCCCCCACGGGCUCUCGAAACCGCAGCCGCCCUUCCGCGCUCCCUCCCUUCCCCGCCCGGCGGGAGGUGCAGGCGGAGGGUGGCCCACGACGCCCCGCGGGUGCUGGUGCCAGGGCCGCCCUCGCCCCCCGUGCCAGGCCCUCGCCGGUGGAUCCUGCAGUCGGGAUCCCGCCGCGUCCAUCAGCACAGGUCCCAUGGCGCUGUGCCGGGCCGUGCUGCUGCUGCUGCUGAUCCCCCUGCAGGCGUGUGGGGCUGAGCUGCCGGGGCUGCCCCAGGGAGGGCAGUGGGUCUGGGGGACAGCCAAGCCCCUGCCCCUCUCCCGUGGGAAGAGAGAUGACAGUGGGCAGGAGCCCAGUGCCACCACGGUGAUCAGCAGUGACAAGAGCGACGGUGGCUCUGUGCCACCACCAGCACCCGGCAGCAAGGCCAGCCUGCUCCGGGUGCCAACCACAGCCGAUCCCAUGGAUGAUUCCCCCGAGCCUGAGCUGCUCCUGAGCCCUGCAGCACCAGUGCCCAGCACCAACACCAGCCUGCCCCAGGUGCUUGCAGUGUCCACCAUGGCCGAGCCUGAUGAGACAGAUUCCCCUUCUCCCAACUUACUGGAGGACUCUGUGUCACCAGCAGCGCCCAGCGCCAGCACCGCCCUGCUCCGGGUGCCUCUAGUGCCCACCACAGCUGAUCCCAUGGAUGAGACAGAUCCCCCUGAUCCCGACCUGCUCCUGAGCUCUGCCCCACCACCAGCACCCAGCACCAAGGCACUCAUGCCAACCACGGCUGAGUCCAUGGAUGAGACUGAUUCCCCUGAUCCCGAUCUGCUGCCGGCCUCGGAGCCUGGCCCACCGUCAGCACCCCAAAAGAGCAUCGCCACCACCACCCCCAGCUGGCUCACGUCACCCAUCGAGGAGAGGACAGCCACGGAUGGCCUGAACAGCAGCUCCUCCUCGGGGCUGCGCUCAACAGCCCCCCCAGCCUUUGUCCUCACCACCAUGGGCCACAGGAAACCCGAGAAAUCCGGAGCUCCGCCUGCACCGACCCUCCCGGCCCCUUGGGACACGACGCCGGCGGGCACCACGGUGCCCUGGGAGCCCAGCGGGGUGAUGAGCAAGUGCCUGCUGGCCAUCCUGCUGCUGGGGCUGGUGGCCGCCACCUUCCUGGUGUGCACGGGGGUGCUGGGGGCACUGCUGUGGCGGCGGGCGCGGACGGGGCAGCGCCAGCUGAGCCGCACCGAGAUGGUUUGCAUCUCCUCGCUCCUGCCCGACGCCGAGGCGGCCGCCGGCCCCCGGCCUGUCCCGGCCCGGCGGCACAAGCUGCUGGUGCCCGACGGCAGCCCCGAGCCCGAUGGAGACAACCUGACUCUCAGCAGCUUCCUGCCGGAGCACUCCUGAGCCCCAGGGAUGGCUCCUGCAUCCCGCAGCGCUGCUCCCGGUGGAGCCGCGGGCGUUCCCCGGUGUUUUAGCUUGGACCAGUGUGACGGAGCUUGUCUCCCGCGGCCAGGUCAGGCCCAUCCCAUUAAAGCGUUACCCGGACA
Molecule: messenger RNA, 1710 nt
Organism: Corvus hawaiiensis (hawaiian crow)
Lineage: Eukaryota; Metazoa; Chordata; Aves; Passeriformes; Corvidae
Gene: SELPLG
Product: selectin P ligand
Exons: 2
Coding region: 377-1567 (396 amino acids)
Biological process (GO): hemopoiesis; leukocyte tethering or rolling
Cellular component (GO): plasma membrane
Source: RefSeq, a predicted model, not a curated record